Molecule: messenger RNA, 1110 nt
Organism: Lichtheimia ornata
Lineage: Eukaryota; Fungi; Mucoromycota; Mucoromycetes; Mucorales; Lichtheimiaceae
Exons: 1
Coding region: 1-1110 (369 amino acids)
Source: RefSeq, a predicted model, not a curated record
AUGGCUACGACCUCCAGACGCCUGUUUGCAUACAUCCUAUCGUUCAUUGGUCUUGAUCGGAUCUCCCAUGCAAGCCCUACUACUAUUCGAAAGAGUCCUACUGCCACCAAUAGUUGCUGCAGCAGCACUACAUGUUCUUUGGAAUCAUCAUCCUCAUCUUCUUCUUCAGCAAGCUUUAUGACUGAGUCAACCUUGAUAGUGAAUCCAGGGACAGCAGGGUUGUACGAUGAAAAGCACAUUGAGGAUCCAGGCGUCACCAUGAUGGCGUACGAUGCAUGGUCGGUGCAAGCCCUUUUAAGCACCUUGCCAAAAAUGUCAUUGUGUCAUCUACUCACUACCACUGCACUCAAGUAUCCCAAAGUCAUGGAGAUGGUUGCCACCACGGUCACCCAAGAUGGCACCACCACUGCUGAUAAGCAACAACCAUUUCCAGGGAAACCAUGCAAUCUCAGCUCUUCUCCUUUGGUGUCAUCAUCAGCUCAGCUGCAUCAUCAUUUUGACAAUGAGCAACAACAACAUCAACACCACCACAACCCCUUAUCGUAUUAUCGUGAACUUGUAGCUAUUCAAGAACAAGCCUAUGCCAUUGUCCAUAGCUUGGAUGGAUUACGACCAUCAGAGCAAUUUGCAAGGGAGGCUGAAGUUGCCCAAGAGCUUCAAAGGCUUGUUCGAUUGUGUACCAAUACGCUGUAUGCUGCUCCCCAAGGUCAUUCUCUUAUCGCUCUUAUUGGCUUGCUUGUCAUUGCUCGUGAAGGUCUUGCUGCCUCAAGCACAAAAGUGCGUCGCUACAUGUUUGGUGGAAGUGGUGGUGGUGCUUGCCUUGGUCGCCUUGUUGUCUUGGAAAUGCAAGCAGCUCUCAAAAACUACAAGGUGAAUCCCCUUGAGCCAAACGAGCAACGUGGGAGUGAACAUCAAUGGCCCCAUUUAUUGCGUGUUCUUUCACCACCCAAAUCCGUUCUUGCUGCAGCUGAUAACAGGCACCAGCUUACAUGGAUCAUUGAUGUUUUGAAACAGGUUUGUGCUCAGAUGGCUGAAUGCGAUCCCCAUUGGACUUUUGCUCAAGAAUACCACAAUGUGGUGGUUAUCGCUACUCGCAACUGCCGCCUGUAA